Cajanus cajan (pigeon pea) is the source of this 3354-nucleotide messenger RNA. RefSeq names its product putative LRR receptor-like serine/threonine-protein kinase At1g06840. NCBI's taxonomy places the organism in Eukaryota, Viridiplantae, Streptophyta, Magnoliopsida, Fabales, Fabaceae. Gene Ontology annotation, biological process: protein phosphorylation. The record is from RefSeq and is a predicted model, not a curated record. Gene Ontology annotation, molecular function: protein binding; ATP binding; protein kinase activity.
UCUCUCAUAUAAUAUUUGCUUGCAGUUUACUAUAUAUACAAUCUUUUUGCAUUUUGGGAUGGGUUCUGUUGUGUUCUUCCAUCAAGUGGAAUUCUUUCGCUUCUCCUAGAAGUUUUAGUAAAAAGGGUAUUCUUUUAUGGUUUGAUAGCUUUCUGGGAUAUUUUGCACUUGGAUAUAUAUGCAUACACGAGGUUGCUUUUCAAAAGGGGCAAGAAAAGUAAAACCCUUCUCAGUUAAGGAGAGACAAUCAAGAGGCUUGGUGAGUUCUGUGUUCCUGGGAUGUAUCUUUCAAAGGUUUGUAGGUGUGAAGUUGUUCUCUGCUUGUGGUUUUGCUGCUAUUUCCUAUUGGCUGCCGGUCAGGUCACUGACCCCACAGAAGUUGACGCAUUGAGAGCCAUAAAGAGCAGUUUGAUUGAUAUUAAUGGAAAUUUGAGCAGCUGGGAUCGUGGAGACCCAUGUACAUCUAACUGGACAGGGGUUAUGUGCUCCAAUACAACAUUAGACAAUCGCUACCUGCAUGUUCUACAAUUGCAACUACUGAAUUUGAACUUGUCUGGAACUUUGGCACCAGAGAUUGGCAACUUAUCUCACCUAAAAAUAUUGGACUUUAUGUGGAAUAACAUAAGUGGGAGUAUACCAAAGGAGAUUGGUAAUAUCAAAACUUUGGAACUUUUACUCCUGAAUGGAAAUAAACUAAUUGGUCAUCUGCCAGAAGAGCUUGGCCAUCUUCCGGUGUUGGACAGAAUACAAAUUGACGAGAACCAAAUAACAGGACCCAUACCAUUAUCAUUUGCAAACCUGAACAGCACAAAACACUUUCACAUGAACAACAAUUCACUUACUGGACAAAUCCCACCACAGCUUUCCCAAUUAGGAAGCCUUAUGCACCUUCUUCUUGACAGCAAUAACUUAACAGGAUAUCUCCCAUCCGAGCUCUCUGAGAUGCCAAGCUUAAUGAUACUUCAACUUGAUAACAAUAACUUCAGUGGAAAUAGCAUUCCAGAAUCUUAUGGCAACAUGUCAGGAUUGGUGAAAUUGAGUCUUAGGAACUGCAACUUACAAGGACCAAUUCCUGAUUUCAGUAAGAUACCACACCUUUCUUAUCUUGACCUCAGUUUGAAUCAUUUGAAUGAAUCAAUUCCGACCAAUAAACUGUCAGACAAUAUCACAACCAUUGACUUAUCAAAGAACAAUCUUAAUGGAACAAUUCCAUCCAACUUUUCUGGUCUUCCACGGCUUCAGAAAUUGUCAAUUGCAAACAAUUCAUUGAGUGGCAUCGUUCCUUCUACCAUUUGGCAGGAGAGGACUUUAAAUGGAAGAGAACAACUUAUCUUGGACAUGCAAAAUAAUCAACUUACAGGCAUAUCAGGCACUACAAAUCUUCCUCCAAAUGUCACACUCAUGCUUGAGGGAAAUCCUGUAUGCAAAAAUAAUAACUCCUUAGUUGCGUUCUGUGGACCUGAAAGUGACAAUGGCUUGAAUGGAGGCUCCAAUGUUGACUGUCCCAGUCAAGCAUGCCCCCCUCCUUAUGAAUACACUGUGCAGUGUUUCUGUGCUGCCCCGUUGGUUGUUCAUUAUCGGUUGAAGAGUCCAGGAUUUUCAGAUUUCAACGCAUACAUGAGUUCAUUUGAGAGCUUCUUGUCAGAUGGUCUUAAUGUGCAUAGUAAUCAGCUGUUCAUUGAGCGUUUUGCUUGGGAGGAAGGGCGGUUGAGAAUGAACUUGAAGCUUUUUCCUGAAUAUAUUGACAAUAGAAGUUCUCAUGUGUUCAACACAAGUGAGGUUGUUCGGAUCAGAGACUUGUUCAGAGAAUGGAACAUUGAUGACAAUGACUUGUUUGGGCCUUAUGAACUUCUGAACUUCAUUCUACUGGAUCCUUACAGGGAUGUGAUUACCCGCUCUCCAAGUUCAGGGAUAAGCAAAGGUGCACUGGCUGGAAUAAUCUUAGGUGCAAUUGCCUGUGCAGUUACAUUAUCUGCAAUUGUUUCCAUUCUUAUUUUGAGAAUACGAUUGAGAGAUUAUCGUACACUUUCCAAACGGCGUAAUGCAUCUAGGAUAUUGAUAAAAGUUGAUGGUGUGAGAUCAUUGGAUUUCAAAGAAAUGGCCUUGGCUACAAACAAUUUUAGUGAGUCUGCUCAAAUUGGAGAAGGGGGCUAUGGAAAGGUUUAUAAAGGUCAUCUUUCUGAUGGCACUGUUGUUGCCAUAAAACGUGCACAGGAGGGUUCACUGCAAGGUCAGAGGGAGUUCCUUACAGAAAUAGAAUUGCUAUCCAGGUUACAUCAUCGCAACCUUGUCUCGCUGAUAGGAUUCUGUGAUGAAGAGGGUGAACAGAUGUUGGUUUAUGAAUAUAUGCCACAAGGAACACUAAGGGAUCACCUUUCUGCUUAUUCAAAAGAACCUCUUAGUUUUUCCAUGAGGUUGAGGAUUGCUCUAGGAUCAGCCAAAGGUCUUUUAUAUCUACACACAGAAGCUAAUCCUCCAAUAUUCCACCGAGAUGUCAAGGCCAGUAAUAUAUUAUUGGACUCUAGGUACACAGCAAAAGUUGCUGAUUUUGGACUUUCACGGCUUGCCCCAGUUCCUGAUACUGAAGGAAAUGUACCUGGUCAUGUAUCAACAGUGGUAAAGGGAACCCCGGGUUAUCUUGAUCCAGAGUACUUCUUAACUCGCAAUUUGACCGACAAGAGUGAUGUUUAUAGUCUUGGUGUUGUGUUUCUGGAACUUGUGACUGGGAGGCCACCAAUCUUCCAUGGCGAAAAUAUUAUUAGACAGGUUAAUAUGGCAUACCAAUCUGGUGGGAUAUCUUUGGUUGUUGAUAAACGCAUUGAGUCUUACCCUAUUGAGUAUGCAGAGAAAUUUUUGACUUUGGCCUUAAAAUGUUGCAAAGAUUCACCACAUGAGAGGCCUAAAAUGGCAGAAGUAGCUAGAGAGCUUGAAUACAUUUGUUCUAUGUUACCUGAGUCAGAUACCAAGGGAACUGAAUAUGGUACAAGUGAUUCUUCUGGUACAAUAUUCAGUUCACAACCUUCAUCAUCUACUAUAAAGACUCCUUUCAUUUCAGGAGAUGUGUCGGGUAGUGAUCUUGUUAGUGGAAGUAUACCAACCAUCAAGCCAAGAUAGAAGUUGAAAAAUAUACCUGCAUUAGAAAUUAUGGUUGAUCGAAUCUGAGAAUGUUAGUACCUGUGAAUUGAAGAAUGAAACCAUAUUUACUAAUUUUCAUUAAUUCUUUUUGUACUACUAUUUGUAAGAUAAAUUGACAGAGGACUGGCUUGCUGGUUGUAAUUAAUAUAUUCAUUUUGUAACACUGACAGAGAGUAGGUUACUUAUGAAUAAUGGUGCAUUCCAACCACUUUUGAAGUA